AUACAGUCGUGGGGUUAAUUUGUUUAAAUAAGUUAAAAAGUAUUGAUUUAAUUGUUUAUUAUGUGAUUUAAUGUGUGCUGAGAUGCUGGAUGAAAAAUGUAAUUGAAUACUUUGUAAAUACGUAGCAGAGCAAGCAAAAGAAGCAUGACGUUUUAGACCUGUUGCAUAACAUGCUGGACGCUAAUACUUGUAGACUUUUAUUCAUUAUGGAUUUGAAUCGAUAUUUUUACCAUAUUGGAAUACCAGAGGAUGUUUUCUAGUCAUAAGCCAUCCAAUGUGUGAGAAGAAGAAGCCCCGUUUGGCAUUGUGUGGAUCUGCGUCAGUGUCGGAGUACUUGUGAUGUUGACGGUGGUCUCUGACCCAAACCCAUAAACAGUUCUAGCAACCGUCUGAAGAAUUAGCAGUACCAGUUUUAGAGGAAGUUUUGCUUUGAAGGAUCUGUGAGUCCACAACCUGUGUGCUCCAAUUGUUACUCCUUCACCAGAAAACCAACCAACAAACAACACUAGAAGAUAAAAAUUGGUAAUUGACUACCAGAUGGUGCAUUCAUUUUACUAAUUUCAAUAUAAUGGAAACAGAAGUUUUGAGGCCAGUCCGAGGAAUUGAAGGUUGUCUUCAAGGCCAACUCCUGGAUAUCCGGCGCACAACAUGUUGUCCGUUAUCAUUUUUGCCGAAUAAUUGGUUAAUCUGCACUCAUCGUUACUUAUCACAGAUACAUGCUGUAAUUUUGUCGGAUUGCGAAUGCGGUGCAAGUAACGUUGUGGCUAAACGAAUAGUUGGAGGCAGAGAAGCCAAACCACAUCAAUUUCCAUGGGCUGUCGCCAUCACCAGGAAAGGAUUCAUGCACUGCGGUGGUGCUCUCAUAAAUGAUCGUUAUGUUUUGACAGCUGGUCAUUGCAUCAGAUGGACAAAAGUAGAAACUUUGAAAGCGCGAAUAGGAGCGCACAACAUCCACAGCAAGGAGGGUUUAACCAUCGGUUUCAAGGAAGGCAUAUUACAUGAAAAUUUCACGUCAGACUAUUUGCAUGAUACUAAUGAUAUCGCCUUGCUCAAGCUUGAGCAUAGUGUCACCUUCGACAAGAACAUACUACCUGUCUGUCUGCCGAAUCCAAUGUCUACUUACGUCGGAGUUAAGAGUACCGUGGCUGGUUGGGGCCGUCAGGGACAGGAUAAGAAUCCCUCUGAUGUACUGCUAAUGGCUAACGUAUUCGUGAUGCGCGAUGAAGGUUGCAAACAAACGGCAAUUGGUGAACAUUUGACAAACGAAAUGUUGUGUGCAUAUAACACAAAUGUUGAUGCUUGUCAGGGAGAUAGUGGUGGCCCUCUGGUUUAUGAAAAAGAUGAAGGAAAAAUGGAAAUUAUAGGUAUCGUAUCCUGGGGCGUUGGCUGUGCCCGGCCUGGUCUACCAGGAGUUUACACAAAAGUUACAUCAUAUUUAGAUUGGAUAGCAGCUCAUUCACACGAUGCAGCGUUUUGUAAAAACUAGAUGAUAGAGGUGUGGGCCUACAUCAACACAAUAUUUUGACACAAAUUUGAAUUAAACUGUACAAUUAUUG
Ctenocephalides felis (cat flea) is the source of this 1556-nucleotide messenger RNA. Its product is annotated as trypsin-1-like. Gene Ontology annotation, molecular function: serine-type endopeptidase activity. Gene Ontology annotation, biological process: proteolysis. Lineage: Eukaryota; Metazoa; Arthropoda; Insecta; Siphonaptera; Pulicidae. The record is from RefSeq and is a predicted model, not a curated record.